AUGGCAUUUAAAGUUACUGGAAAGGCCUCCGUGGAACAAGAAGUAGCAAUUCAUCGUAUCAGAAUUACUUUGACAGGUCUCAAUGUGAACUCUCUUGAAAAGGUUUGUGCAGAUCUCAUCAGAGGUGCUAAAGAAAAAAAUCUAAAAGUGAAAGGGCCUGUUCGCAUGCCUACUAAGACCCUGCAAAUCACUAUGAGAAAAACACCAUGUGGUGAAGGUUCCAAAACUUGGGAUCGUUUCCAAAUGCGCCUCAUUGAUUUACACAGUCCUUCAGAGAUUGUCAAACAGAUAACUUCUAUCAGCAUUGAGCCAGGGGUGGAAGUUGAAGUUACCAUUGCUGAUGCUUAA
Messenger RNA from Thamnophis elegans (Western terrestrial garter snake), 348 nucleotides. Its product is annotated as 40S ribosomal protein S20-like. The record is from RefSeq and is a predicted model, not a curated record. Bases 1 to 348 code for a protein of 115 amino acids. The transcript has a single exon. Gene Ontology annotation, cellular component: cytosolic small ribosomal subunit; ribosome. Lineage: Eukaryota; Metazoa; Chordata; Lepidosauria; Squamata; Natricidae. Gene Ontology annotation, molecular function: RNA binding; structural constituent of ribosome. Gene Ontology annotation, biological process: translation.